Messenger RNA from Cyprinus carpio (common carp), 2210 nucleotides. RefSeq names its product protein Wnt-2 (gene wnt2). Gene Ontology annotation, molecular function: cytokine activity; frizzled binding. Gene Ontology annotation, cellular component: extracellular region. The record is from RefSeq and is a predicted model, not a curated record. Gene Ontology annotation, biological process: canonical Wnt signaling pathway; multicellular organism development; cell fate commitment. Lineage: Eukaryota; Metazoa; Chordata; Actinopteri; Cypriniformes; Cyprinidae.
AGGGCUGCGCCCACCCCUUGUGUAAGCAAUUUAAACCUGAUAGGAGAUCAUCAGCUAUCUGCAGCCACUGCAGACCGAGGGAGAGCAUCAGGCUGUGUCUGCAGCGCUACACAUCUCGCUCCACGAUGCUUUGACUCACUUGCUCAAGACACUUGCGUCGCGUCACUUCAGAGAUUUUUAAUCUGGGAGAGUAAAUAACCAAUUUGCUCGGACCGCCUCAGCACUCGAUGCACUCUGUUUCAUUUAUUUGUUGUUAAACCGAAGACAAUUGCCUGAACGAAUGAGUGUAUCAAUACAAAUUUUGUAAUAUGAACUUAUUGCCAAGUGGAAUAUGUUUUUAUCUGUCCGUGGCAAUUUGCUGGUUCACAUCAAGGGUCGACGCAUCGUGGUGGUACAUGGGCACUCUUGGACCACAAGUGAUGUGCGACAACAUCCCGGGCUUAAUUAACAAACAACGCCAGUUGUGCCGCCAGCAUCCCAAGGUGAUGCAGGCUAUUGGAGCUGGAAUUAAAAACUGGAUCGGAGAAUGUCAGCACCAGUUCAGAAACCACCGAUGGAAUUGCAAUACCAUGGCGCGCGAGCACAAUCUUUUUGGAAGGCUUUUGCAUCGAAGCAGUCGCGAGGCCGCCUUUGUCUAUGCCAUCUCAUCAGCUGGUAUGGUCUACACCUUGACCAGGGCGUGCAGUCAGGGGGAACUAGAAAACUGCUCUUGCGACCCUGGCAAAAAGGGCUCAUCUCGUGAUGCCAAGGGAGUUUUCGACUGGGGUGGGUGCAGCGAUCAUGUUGACCACGCAAUCAAGUUCACUCAGGUCUUCAUUGAUGCCAAGGAGAGGAAGGAGAGAGAUGCACGGGCGCUCAUGAACUUGCACAACAACCGUGCAGGGAGGAAGGCGGUAAAGCGCUUUAUGAACCUAGAGUGUAAGUGUCAUGGUGUCAGUGGCUCAUGCAAUGUACGCACCUGCUGGUUAGCCAUGGCAGACUUCAGGCAGACCGGUGACUAUCUCCGCAAAAAGUACAACAGUGCCAUUCAGGUGGUGAUGAACCAGUAUGGAACAGGCUUCACCAGUGCCUACAGGAUGUUUAAGAGGCCUACCAAAAAUGACCUAGUCUACUUUGAAGACUCACCUGACUACUGUAUAUGGGACCAUGAGUCUGGUUCUGUGGGCACUGGUGGGCGAGUGUGCAACCGCACGUCCCGUGGGGCUGACAGCUGUGAGGUCAUGUGUUGUGGGCGGGGCUAUGACACAUCACGCAUGAGCCGCACCACCAAAUGUGAGUGCAAGUUCCACUGGUGUUGUGCUGUUCACUGCAGGGACUGCCAAGAGGAGGUAGAUGUGCAUACCUGCAAAACCCAGUCAUGACCCCACCACUCCUGCACUUCAGUAGCCAUCCAGAGUAAAGAUCCCAUCUCAAACCUUUGACUUUUUACAUUGCUUUUCUGUGGCAAAUUAGAUAAAAGUCUAUUCAGCAUGGCAGACACAAAUGACCAGCAACUAUUCAGAUUUGUUGUAUCACAACUUUGUGAAGUCUUAAGUAGUUUUACCAUCUUAUUAUUUUUCCCCAUCAUAACACACAUAUUUAUUACAGCUUUGAAGCAUUGUAAUGCUUAUCUUUAAUGUAUUUCAUAUUUUGAAAUGUAAAUACAAACUGUGUAAUUUAAAAUAAAACUUACUUGUAUGUUAUGUUUAAUAGUUGUCCGUAAAAGUUUUGUUGUCUUAUUUUCCAGUAAAGAUCAGAAACUAUAUUUGUUUUAGAUGUUUGACAUGUUAACUGAUAUUUUUUCAUAUGUCUGUUGUACAAAUAAUUCAUAACUAGACUGAGUAAACAUCAUUAUUUUGGAAAACACUUUUUGUGUCUGAAGGAUAUUCAGUCAGUGUAAAGCCAAGUAAAAGUUUUCCUUUCCGAUUCAUUCCUUCAGUGGCUCCAAAUAAGACCCAGAUUAUAUUAGACAUAUUAUUAUUAUUGUGCAAUAUUUGUACAGGCGGAGGUGAAUUUUGAUAAUCAAACAAUGAACCAUGAAAAUAAAUGAAAACAUGAAAAUAGAAACAACAGAAAAUGGCAAAACUCUUUUAAUCUGAAAACUCUUUUAAUUUGUAAAGACCAUAGCCUUAUUAUGCAUAUUUUAGCAUUGCUCUUAAAAUUUAACAGUAUAUUGCUUGAAAAUGGUAAAUGGUAAAAUGUAUUCCGCCUCAACAAGGGAUAUUGUUUCG